Messenger RNA from Thunnus maccoyii (southern bluefin tuna), 567 nucleotides. It is a transcript of the gene lyrm2, whose product is annotated as LYR motif containing 2. The transcript is spliced from 3 exons. Gene Ontology annotation, cellular component: mitochondrion. The record is from RefSeq and is a predicted model, not a curated record. Bases 88 to 354 code for a protein of 88 amino acids. Lineage: Eukaryota; Metazoa; Chordata; Actinopteri; Scombriformes; Scombridae.
CGGUAUUAUUUCCGUCACAACAUCCGAUCGUCAGGCUAUUGACCGAGUGGUGUUACAUCCAUACAUCCCUAGUUACAGCUGUGAGAGAUGGCAGGUUCAAGGUUACCUGUCGCAGCGCUGUCUUUAAAACAGUUUUUACAGAGACAGAAAGUUUUGGGGAUUUACAGGAACAUGUUGAGAACCAUACGGAAGGUACCAGACGAGACAGACAGGAAGUACCUCAGAGACUGGGCGAGAGACGAGUUCAAGAGGAAUAAAACCGCCACAGACCAGGAUGCCAUCCGGAUGAUGAUCACACAAGCUAACAACCACCUGGAGGAGCUUCAGAAGUCUCUGGCGUUGGCAGGGAGUUAACACAGGCUGCUCUCUGUUACUGGAAGUGAACAAUGCAGGACGGAUUGAAACUCUUGGAUACUGGUUCAAGGCUGCUGGAUUAAUGGGACUGACCUCAUCCUGUGCUGCUGAUGAAGAUCUUUUACUCAUCACCAUGUGAGGCUGCCUGAGUUCAUCUGACAGACUCUUGUUUGUGUUGUAUAUAUGUAAUAAACAGGAAAACAUGAAAACACA